Messenger RNA from Panonychus citri (citrus red mite), 2020 nucleotides. It is a transcript of the gene lic, whose product is annotated as dual specificity mitogen-activated protein kinase kinase 6-like. Gene Ontology annotation, biological process: protein phosphorylation; stress-activated MAPK cascade. The record is from RefSeq and is a predicted model, not a curated record. Bases 491 to 1672 code for a protein of 393 amino acids. Gene Ontology annotation, molecular function: ATP binding; MAP kinase kinase activity. The transcript is spliced from 3 exons. NCBI's taxonomy places the organism in Eukaryota, Metazoa, Arthropoda, Arachnida, Trombidiformes, Tetranychidae.
UUUGGUUAACGAGCAGCUAAUCAGUCAAUUAUUAAUUGUUAAUUGUUAAUUUAUCUUCCAUUGGGAUAAUCGUUGAUCACCAGGAUAAUGAAUUUAACUAGAAAAUCGUAUUAAUUGGGAUAAACAUCACAAUUUGUGCGAAAAACAUUGAGUAACAAUCAUCUAAUCUUCCAGUUUAUUUUUUUCUCUUUCUCUUUCUCUUUCUAUUUUCUAUUUUUUUUUUCAUCUUUAACGUUUUCAGUGUUUCUAUUUAUUGCUUUUACUGGGUAAUCAACAAAUCACAGAAGAUAAUUACAAUUCAUUAGACCUGAAGAGAGAAAAUUUUUCAAUUUAUUACAAGUCUUUGUUGUCUUUAAAUUGUGAUACAAUUUCAAUAGAAUCGUUGAUUGUUGUUGCCGCUAUCGUUUGGAUCAUUAUCGUGUUGUUAUUAUUGUUGACUUGUUUUCUCCUAAAAUUUUUACCAAAACCCCUGAUAAUCAAUCAAAUACACAUGGGUGACAAUCUACCACCGAUAUCGGAUAGCCCUCGAUCUUCAAAGGGCCUUGCCUCCCGACGAAAAGGACCUUCGUUAAAAACUGGAUUCACUUCAAUAGAGCAACAAGUUGAUACACCUCGAGAAGCGAUCGCUGCUAAUACGGUAAACAAAAGUACCAAAAUCACAAUAGAUGGACAAACAAUUUCCGUCGAUCCUUCGGACAUUGAAGUUGUCCGUCAAUUAGGUAAAGGUGCCUAUGGAAUAGUUGAACAGGUUCGCCAUAAACCUUCAUCUAUAGAAAUGGCUGUCAAGAGAACUGCUGUUAGUCAAGAGCAGAAACGCUUUCUAAUGGAUAUGGAUGUUCUAGAUAAAGCUGAUGAUUGUUUGUAUAUCGUUAAAUUUUAUGGAGCACUUUUCUGGGAAGGUGACCUUUGGAUAUUCAUGGAGAUCAUGGAUUCUUCAUUAGAUAAAUUUUACCGCCAAGCAUAUGAAAAAUGUCGCAGAGAAAUUUCAACAACAACAUCAUCAUCAUCAUCACCUCUUUCUUCAUCAGCUGUAACUACAUCAACAUCAACCAAACAACCAACAAAUUCAACCUCAGAUUCAUCAUUUUUAUCAUCAUCUUCCUCUUCAUCUCCUCCUCCUCCGAUUCCUGAAAAUGUUCUGGGAAAAAUGGCUUAUUGUAUAGUAAAAGCUUUACACCAUCUUCAUGGUAUACAAAUAAUUCAUCGAGAUGUUAAACCCUCAAAUGUACUAAUCAAUCGUCUCGGUCAAGUUAAACUGUGUGACUUUGGUAUUUCCGGUCCACUCGUAAAUUCAGUUGCCAAAACCAUGGAAGUGGGUUGUAAACCCUACAUGGCACCCGAACGGAUUAAUCCUCCAUCGAACACCUCAGGAUAUGAUAUCCGAUCUGAUGUUUGGAGUUUGGGAAUGUCAAUGUUGGAAUUGGCAAUCGGUCAAUUUCCUUAUCAUUUCGAUAGGAACAAUUUCUUCAACCUUCUUAAAAAAAUAUGCACCGAAGAACCGCCGAAACUACCACCCAAUCGUUAUUCAUUAGAUUGUGAAGAUUUCAUUCAUAAAUGUUUGCAAAAAAACUACAAGGAAAGACCUUCGUAUGCAAUGUUAUUGGAACACCGAUUUUUAAUCAAACAUAUGAAUGAAGAUAUUUCCGAUUAUGUUUCAUCGGUAAUCGAUUAGUUUCUUUGCCUUUUAAUUAUCAUGUUGUGCCUCUCCCCCCUGUUAAUCACAAUUGCGAUUACAAUCAAUCACCAGUUGCCAAGUUGUCAUCUCUAUCUCUCUAUGGCUUUUAAUCUGAUACAAAAUUACAUCUAAACUACUAUACUAAUUCAAUUUGCUUGCUAUCAACAAAUCAACAUGAAAAUCAACAGUAAAGGAAAAAAAUUGAACAACGUUUACAAUUAUAAUCACAUCAUUGUAACAAUUUGAUUGACAAUUAAUGUUGAAAACAAAGUUAUAAUCAAAAAAGUCACUUGAAAACUUUUAUCUCAAUGUUUUUCAUUAAAUCAACACAAUGACAAUUACUAA